AUGCAGGAGGCACUGGGCGACACCUUUGCUGUGCCCCUCAAGUCCCUGGGCUCCGGCUCGGACCUGACCCUGCCCUCCUCCUCCGAGGCCGACACCUUGGAGCGCCAUGACCUGGCCCUGCUGGCGGGGUCGGCCCCUACCCUGACCCGCGAUGAGAUAUUGGAGCGGCGCCGGAAGCAUUACGGCCCCAACCUGGCCCUGUUCUUCCCCGAGGACCCGCUGCACGUCACCAGCGCCGUCGGCUGCCGGCUGUACACCAGCGAUUCCCGCGAGGAGGCCGACUCCUACCUGGACUGCAUAAACAACGUCUCCCACGUGGGCCACUGCCAUCCCCAGGUGACGGCGGCCAUCGCCGGGCAGCUGGCGCGGGUGAACACCAACAGCCGGUACCUGAGCCAGGAGCACGUGCAGUAUGCGGAGGCGCUGACGGCCACCUUCCCCGCCCCGCUGGAGACGCUGUACCUGCUGUCCUCGGGGUCGGAGGCCAACGAGCUGGCGCUGCGCGUGGCACGCACGCUGCGCUGCGACGGCGCGCCGCGCACGGCGCCGCUGCACGUGGCCGUGCUGGACCACGCCUACCACGGCCACACCAACGCCGCCAUGGAGCUGUCGCCCUACAAGUUCUACGGCCCGGGCGGCGCGGGCCGCGCGCAGCAUGUCCACGUCCUGCCCUGCCCGGACACGUACCGCGGCACGGGGCUGGGCGGCGAGGCUGCGGCGCGCGCCGCGGUGGCCGAGGCUGCUGCCGCGGGGGCCACCAUCGGCGCCUUCUUCGCCGAGUCGGUCAUCUCCUGCGGCGGCCAGGUCAUGUUCCCGGACGGCUACCUGGCCGGGGUCUACCGCGUCAUGCGGGAGCAGGGCGCGCUGUGCGUGGCGGACGAGGUGCAGUGCGGGUUUGGCCGCGUGGGCGACGCCUUCUGGGCCUUCCAGCUCCAGGGUGUGGUCCCCGACAUCGUCACCAUCGGCAAGCCCAUGGGCAACGGCUACCCGGUGUCGGGCGCGGUCAUGUCGCGCGCGCUGGCGGGCGCCUUUGCCGCGGCGGGCGGCGAGUUCUUCGCCACGCACGGCGGGUCCAACGCGGCGGUGGCCGCGGGCGCGGCCACGCUGCGCGUGCUUCGCGAGGAGGGACUGCAGGCCCGCGCCGCGGCCGUCGGCGCCCACGUCGCCGCGGGGAUGCGCGCGCUCCAGGCCGCAUACCCGACGCUGGUCGGCGAUGUGCGCGGGCGCGGGCUCAUGCUGGGCAUGGAGCUGGGGCCCUGGGGCUCGGUCAUCAAGUUCAAGCCGCCCAUGUGCUUCGGCGAGCGCGAGGCGGACCGCAUGCUGCGCGCGCUGGGGUGUGAGCUGGCGGCGCUGGCCGCGGACCACGAGCAGCUGCAGGCCCUGCACGACGCCAGCCGGGCGGCCGUGGCCCAGCUGACGCGGGCGCGCGAGGCGUGGGACUGA
Auxenochlorella protothecoides is the source of this 1443-nucleotide messenger RNA. RefSeq names its product Ethanolamine-phosphate phospho-lyase. The record is from RefSeq and is a predicted model, not a curated record. The coding region runs from base 1 to 1443 and encodes 480 amino acids. Gene Ontology annotation, molecular function: pyridoxal phosphate binding; transaminase activity. The transcript is spliced from 4 exons. Gene Ontology annotation, cellular component: mitochondrion. Lineage: Eukaryota; Viridiplantae; Chlorophyta; Trebouxiophyceae; Chlorellales; Chlorellaceae.